Molecule: messenger RNA, 2965 nt
Organism: Prionailurus viverrinus (fishing cat)
Lineage: Eukaryota; Metazoa; Chordata; Mammalia; Carnivora; Felidae
Gene: ADGRE2
Product: adhesion G protein-coupled receptor E2
Exons: 20
Coding region: 16-2655 (879 amino acids)
Biological process (GO): cell surface receptor signaling pathway; adenylate cyclase-activating G protein-coupled receptor signaling pathway
Cellular component (GO): membrane
Molecular function (GO): G protein-coupled receptor activity; calcium ion binding
Source: RefSeq, a predicted model, not a curated record
GCUGGUAUCUUCACCAUGAGAAACGGGCAUCUAAGUUUGCUGCCGGGACUCUUGACACAGCUGCUGUUGCCACUGGGAGCUGCUGCCCAGAAGACUAGUGACUGUGCACGGUGGUGCCCUCUGAACUCCAGAUGUGUCAACGCCACGGCCUGUCGCUGCUCUCCGGGGUUCACUUCUUUAUCCGGGGACGUCUUCACCAACCGCUUGGAGAAUUGUGAUGACAUCGAUGAGUGUGGGCCACCCUUGCCAGUGUCCUGUGGAAAAUUUGCAGACUGCCAGAACACAGAGGGGAGCUUCUAUUGCAAAUGCAGGCCCGGAUACCUGCUUGCUUCUGGGGCAAAAGCAUUCAGGAAUGAGAGUGAGAACACGUGUCAAGAUGUGGACAAAUGUCAGCGGAAACCCAGACUCUGUAAAGGCCGCAGCAUCUGCAUCAACACCCAGGGCAACUACACCUGCAGGUGCCCACCCGGCUUGGAGCUCAACCUGAGCGACCCGAACACGUGCUCAGAUGUGAAUGAAUGUACCUCGGGGCAAAACCCGUGCCACAACACCACCCACUGCCUCAACAACAUUGGGAGCUAUGAGUGCCGCUGCCUCCCUGGCUGGAAGCCCAUUCCUGGGUCCCCCAAUGGCCCAAACAACACCGUCUGUGAAGAUGUGGACGAGUGCAGCUUCCGGCCGCCUGUGUGCCACAACUCCACCGUCUGCGUCAACACCGUGGGCUCAUACAGGUGCCGCUGCCGCCGUGGCUGGGAGCUCAAACCCAGAUUCCAGAAUAAGCAAAUGAACACCACCUGUCAAGAGAUGUCCUUCCCUGCCUGGACCGAACCCCCUGGAAUCAAGAGCCAGGGACUCUCCAACUUCUUUAAAAAAGUCCAAGUUCUGCGCAGAGACUUCAAGCCGGCCUUGGCUCAGGGCACCAUCCAGGACCUCAUAAAGGGGGUGGAUGAGUUGUUGCAGACCCCGGAAGACCUGGGGGCGCUGCCCCGCUCAGAGCAGCGCCGUGUGGCCGCGAACCUGCUCGCUGGCCUGGAGGACGUCCUGAGAAACAUAAGCCAGGCCCUGCCCAAUGGGACAUUGACCUUCAGUGCAUCUGCAGGCACAGACCUGUCCCUGAAGGUGCAAGAACAAGGAGACAGAAAUGUCACCUUGAGUCUGAACCAGGCAAAGAUGCUGCUGAGCUUGGAUGAGGUGCAUGAAUCUAGUGACUCAGGUCCUUCGGUGGUGGGCCUCAUCUCCACUCCAGGGAUGGCCAAGUUACUGGCCGAGGCGCCCCUGAUCCUGGACCCUAAGCAGCAGGCAGUUCUGCGUGAACACAAGGAAUUGCUGGGAGAGGUCUCCCCUGUCCUGCUCUCAGAUGUCGUCUCUGCCUUUGUGAGCAACAAGGACACCCAGAACCUCGGCUCCCCCGUCACCUUCAUCUUCUCCCACCGCUUGGUGACGCCCGGGCCAACGCAGAAGGUGUUCUGUGUCUUCUGGGAGCACAGUCAGGAUGGAGGCGGUCAUUGGUCCACCAUGGGCUGCAGGAUGGUGGCCACCGGAGAUGCCAACACCACCUGCCAGUGCUCCCACCUCAGCAGCUUUGCCAUCCUCAUGGCCCACAGCCACGUGCAGGAGGAGGAUCCCGUGCUGGUUUUCAUCACCUACGUGGGGCUGGGCCUCUCUCUGCUGUGCCUCCUCCUGGCAGCCCUCACCUUCCUCCUGUGCAAAGCCAUCCAGAACACCAGCACCUCGCUCCACCUGCAGCUCUCGAUCUGCCUCUUCCUGGCCCACCUGCUCUUCCUCACGGCCAUCGACCAGACCAAGAUCAAGCUGCUGUGCGCCAUCAUCGCGGGGGCCUUACACUAUCUCUACCUGGCCUCCUUCACCUGGAUGCUGUUGGACGGUCUACACCUCUUCCUCACGGCACGCAACCUGAUGGUGGUCAACUACUCCAGUGUGAGCAGGUUCAUGAAGAGACUCCUGUUCCCUGUGGGCUAUGGAGUCCCGGCUCUAAUCGUGGCCAUUUCUGCUGCAUCCAGACCUUCCCUUUAUGGAACACCCACCAGCUGCUGGCUCCAUCCAGAAAAGAUGUUUAUAUGGAGCUUCCUGGGACCAGUCUGUGUCAUUAUCUCUGUCAAUUUAGUGUUGUUUUUCAUGACCCUCUGGAUUUUGCAAAGCAAGCUGUCUUCCCUCAACAGCGACGUAUCCACCCUCCAGAACACAAGGAUGCUGACAUUUAAAGCGAUGGCUCAGCUCCUCAUUCUGGGCUGCACGUGGUGUCUGGGCCUCCUGCAGGUGGGGCCAGCUGCCCACGUCAUGGCUUACCUCUUCACCAUCAUCAACAGCCUGCAGGGAAUGUUCAUCUUCCUGGUGUACUGCCUCCUCAGCCAGCAGGUCCGGGAGCAGUACAGGAAAUGGUUUAGAAGGGCCAGGAAAGCCAAAGCCGAGUCUGAGAAGUACACACUGUCCAGCAGGGCCGUGUCUGAUGCCUCCACCCCCAACACGAUUCUACUCACAUGCCCUUCUCUCUCUAUGAGAGAGAGACAGAGCGCGAGCAGAGGAGGGACAGAGAGAGAGGGAGACACAGAAUUGGAAGCAGGCUCCAGGCUCUGCAACAUCAGCACAGAGCCUGACGCGGGGCUCGAACUUGUGAACCGUGAGAUCAUGACCUGAGCUGAAGUCAUUCGCCUAACCAACUGAGCCACCCAGGUGCCCCUUCACUGUGCCUCUUUGGAACAAAGGCUUUGCAUAUAUUUCCUCUCCUUGAAACACUCUUUUGUUUUCCUUGACACAAAACUAUGGAAGCCCUGAGAUCUUAGCUCAUGUGUCUAUUCCUCUGAGAAGCCUUCUCUUCUCACUCAGAUUAGGUCAGAUUUUCUUGUUUUCCACUCUCAUAGCCCCUAGGCUUUUCCUGCCGACCAUUUGUCAGAGUCAUUUUACUCUUGGUGUUUGCUCUUUGGUUAGUGUCUGUCCUCCCUCUAGA